Messenger RNA from Penicillium alfredii, 1536 nucleotides. RefSeq names its product putative MFS transporter. The coding region runs from base 1 to 1536 and encodes 511 amino acids. Gene Ontology annotation, biological process: transmembrane transport. The transcript has 4 exons. The record is from RefSeq and is a predicted model, not a curated record. Gene Ontology annotation, cellular component: membrane. NCBI's taxonomy places the organism in Eukaryota, Fungi, Ascomycota, Eurotiomycetes, Eurotiales, Aspergillaceae. Gene Ontology annotation, molecular function: transmembrane transporter activity.
AUGGCGGAUACAAACCAUGCCAUUUCCGACUUGGAGGCAAUGGGCGAAAAGGCGGAGAUGACCCACGAUGAGGUGGUGCAUAUGGCAGAGUUGACCCCCGAAGAAAAGGCCAUUGAGCGGAAGUUACGAUGGCGCAUUGAUGCAUUGAUCAUGCCGCUGGUCAUUCUCGUGUACCUCCUCAACUAUAUUGACAGAAACAACUAUGCUGCCGCCAAGCUCCAAGGCCUCAAGGAGGAUCUCAGUAUCAACGAGACGCAAUACCAGACCGGUCUUUCUGUUCUAUUUGUGGCGUAUAUCCUAAUGCAAGUCCCGUCCAACUUGCUCCUCAACUACAUGGGACGGCCAUCGCUCUACAUCGGCUUCUUUGUGUGCGCUUGGGGCCUUGUGUCGGCUCUGACAUCCCAAGUGAAGAAUUACGGUGGCAUAGUCGCAUGUCGGUUUCUGCUGGGACUGGUUGAGGCACCUUUCUUUGCCGGUGUUUUGUACUAUCUUUCCAAGUGGUAUACUAAGAGGGAAUUGGCAUUCCGAAUGUCCAUCUUCUACUCGGGGUCCCUUCUCAGUGGCGCUUUUGGCAAUUUGAUUGCCGCUGGCAUUUUGUCGGGGCUCAAGGGGCACCGGGGCCUGUCUGCUUGGCAAUGGUUGUACAUCAUUGAAGGGGCUAUUACAUGCCUCGUGGGGUUGGUUAUUUGUUUUGUCCUUCCUGAUUUCCCUGAAACCUGGAAGCUUCUCUCGCCGGAGAUGCGGAGAGUGGCUGAGCGGCGGCUGGCCAUCGAGGCGGCCGAAGUCGAUGUCGACGAAGAGGGGGGUAUGAGCCAAAUCAAGGGCCUGAAGCUCGCCAUGACAGACCUCAAGACCUAUGCGCUUGCUGUGGGGUACAUGAGCAUCACAGGAGCGGCUGGGUUCCAAAACUUUGCUCCAUCCUUGACCAAGGGACUUGGUUACGAUAAUAUGAUCUCGCUGGUGUUGGUGGCACCCCCGUACCUUUUCAUGGUUGUCUGGAGUCUCGCCCAUUCGUGGCUGUCGGACAAGCUUGAGAUGCGGUUUUGGUUCUUCAUGUAUCCGAUCCCAAUCACGAUCAUCGGCUUUAUUGUCUUUAUGACCGUGGACUCGUUCGGUCCCCGCUACUUCGCCAUGUUCUUGAUGAUGUUUGUCUUUGCUCAGAACGGUACUUUGUACUCCUGGAUUGCCAACGCCAUUCCGCGACCCCCGGCCAAGCGCGCCGCCGCGUUUGCUUUUAUCAACAGUAUUGGCAACUCGGCAAGUAUCUGGACGCCGUACACCUACCUUGAGAAAGAUGUUCCGCACUACCGCACCGCUCUUGCGAUUUGCAUUGGACUCCAGGCUCUCGGGGGGCUGAUGGGAAUGUUCAUGUACUGGAGUCUCCGGAGUCUCAACAAGCAGCAGGAGCGACUGGAGAAUGAGGAUAUUCAACUGAGUGAAAAGGAGCUACGGAGGCUGCAGGUGACGGCCGAGCGGGAGGGAUUGGAUCUUGCGGCAGCCAGGCGACUGCAGAAGGGCUUUCGGUAUACGCUGUAG